CCACCAGCUAAGCGUCAUGCCCGAGCCCGGUCCCCGCGAUUACCGCGAGGCCAAGGUCUUCAGCCUCUCUGUACGCGCCGAGUAUCAGGAGAACAAGCUCGAGAUCGACGCUGUGCAGACGCAGAUCACCAAGCUUCAGGAAGAGCUGGCGUUCCUUGAGCGCAACGGCCGCACCCUCAAGAGCCUGUCGCGCCGCACCCUUGACGACAUCGCCAACAAGAUGGUCAACGACGCCGAGAACAUGGCGGCUCAAAUGCAGGAGAUCCGCGACCGCGCCGGCUCGGACGACCCUGCGGCCCUGAAGGCAGCAUUCAAGGCCAUCUUCACUGAGCUUCCGGAGGAAGAGGACGACUACGAAAGCUUCUCGAGAGAGGCAUCUGACGAGGAGACGUCCGCAGCCGAGGAUGAUUCGGACGAGGAGAUGGAGCUGAGCGGAGACGGCAGCGCCGCCGAGCAGUCUGAGUCUCGCUCUGCGAGCCCUACUCUGUCCGGCAUGGAGUACGACGCCCCGGCUGAGUCGGCCGACGAGCAGGCACGUGGCCGCCGCCCUCGCUCUCGCGCGCAGGCCUCGAGCACAGCCAACGCACCCCGCCUCUCGCCUAGUGAGACCGUCAUGGUGCAGGCCGAGGCCGUCAGCCUUCGCGCGCGCGCCAAGUACGAGAGCGCGCUGAUCGCCAUCGAGGACAUGCAGGAGGGCCUGGAGAAGCUGAAGGGAGGACUCCCCGAGCUCAAGCGUCAGGCGUCCCGCUCCGUCACUGACAUCGCCAAGGAGCUCAAGCGUGGCUACCUUGAAGAAGCGUUCUUCCAGAUCACCGGCCAGCGCCCUCCCACUAGAAAGGGCGACGACGAUGGCGCUGCCGGUAGCAAGACGUCCGAGCGCGAUGCGGGCGCCGAGAAGAGCGGUGGCACUCGCGGCCUCCAGGGUCCUGCCCUCGCGGCUGCCAAGCUGGGCGCCCCUGUGCGCAAGAUCGCCGGCCGCGCGGCGCCCAAGCAGAAGCCUCGCGCCAGCAAGGCGGGCAACGCCUUCCUCGACCGUGCCGAGGCUGCGCAGCCCGAGGCCCAUGCCGAGGGCAGCCGCAGCGCCCAGCGUCCUAGCGGCAGCAGCAACCGCGAGUACCAGCGCCGCGCCUGA
This is a messenger RNA of Tilletiopsis washingtonensis, 1132 nucleotides long. RefSeq lists its product as hypothetical. NCBI's taxonomy places the organism in Eukaryota, Fungi, Basidiomycota, Exobasidiomycetes, Entylomatales. Bases 17 to 1132 code for a protein of 371 amino acids. The record is from RefSeq and is a predicted model, not a curated record. The transcript has 7 exons.